AUGCAUACCAAAGGCCCGGCCCCGCAGCUCCACGAUGGUAGCAACUUGCGCAUCGGUAUCGUCCACGCGCGCUGGAAUGACACCAUCAUCAAUCCCUUGCUCGCCGGCGCAAAGGCCAAGCUCGAGGAGUGUGGAGUCAAGGAGUCGAACAUCGUGGUUCAGACCGUUCCGGGCUCGUGGGAACUACCAAUUGCCGUUCAACGCCUCUACGCGGCCUCGCAAGUACAGUCCUCGUCAGCCGGCAGCGGCGGCUCCGCAGGGGACCUGCUAGGCAGCUCGACAGUUGACUUAACGUCCUUACCCGCGGCCUCGGCUUCGACGGGACCGUUCGACGCCAUCAUCGCCAUUGGUGUACUGAUCAAGGGAGAGACGAUGCAUUUUGAAUACAUCUCUGGCAGUGUCUCAGACGGGUUGAUGCGUGUGUCCUUGGACACGGGUGUGCCCGUCAUAUUCGGUGUCCUCACCGUGUUAAACGACGAGCAGGCGAGGGCCCGCGCAGGUCUCAUCGAAGGGAGCCACAACCACGGCGAGGACUGGGGGCUUGCUGCUGUUGAGAUGGGUGUGAAACGGAAGGCCUGGGCGUCCGGAACAAUCGAAUAA
Messenger RNA from Chaetomium globosum CBS 148.51, 600 nucleotides. RefSeq lists its product as uncharacterized. The transcript is spliced from 2 exons. Gene Ontology annotation, cellular component: intracellular anatomical structure; mitochondrial intermembrane space; riboflavin synthase complex. The coding region runs from base 1 to 600 and encodes 199 amino acids. The record is from RefSeq and is a predicted model, not a curated record. Gene Ontology annotation, biological process: riboflavin biosynthetic process. Lineage: Eukaryota; Fungi; Ascomycota; Sordariomycetes; Sordariales; Chaetomiaceae. Gene Ontology annotation, molecular function: 6,7-dimethyl-8-ribityllumazine synthase activity.